Messenger RNA from Danaus plexippus (monarch butterfly), 2421 nucleotides. RefSeq names its product integrin-linked protein kinase (gene Ilk). The transcript has 8 exons. The record is from RefSeq and is a predicted model, not a curated record. The coding region runs from base 179 to 1534 and encodes 451 amino acids. Gene Ontology annotation, biological process: protein phosphorylation; substrate adhesion-dependent cell spreading; integrin-mediated signaling pathway. Gene Ontology annotation, molecular function: protein kinase activity; ATP binding; protein binding. Gene Ontology annotation, cellular component: stress fiber; focal adhesion. Lineage: Eukaryota; Metazoa; Arthropoda; Insecta; Lepidoptera; Nymphalidae.
AUUGCGAAACUGUCAAAGUCAAUUACCAAGAACCGAGUUCUAUCUUAAUUUCUGUUUUAUUUUGUUUUAACCUUUUUUAAAUGCUUUAUUAUACGAUAUUUGUAAUUCGUUAAGUAUAUAAAACAUAUUUGAAUACUGUUAUUUAAGUUGUAAUCUGAAAGAAGUGAAAUCGUAAAUCAUGGAAGAUAUAUUUCAAUGGUGCAGAGAAGGAAAUGCAUUACAAGUGAGAGUCUGGUUAGAUGAUACUGAACAUGAUAUGAAUCAAGGAGAUGAUCAUGGAUUCAGUCCUCUACAUUGGGCGUGCAAGGAAGGUCAUUUGAAGAUUGUGGAGAUGUUGAUCAAGAGAGGAGCUAGGAUCAAUGUGACUAAUAUGGGAGAUGACACACCAUUACAUUUGUCAGCGGCACACGGUCACAGACCUAUAGUGCAGCUGCUCCUCCAGAACCGAGUGGAUGUGAACUUCACCAAUGAGCAUGGUAAUUCUCCGCUGCACUAUGCGUGUUUCUGGGGUUACAGUGCCAUCGCCGAAGACUUGGUACUAUCUGGAGCACUGGUUUCACUUGCCAACAAGGAUGGAGAUACACCCUUGGAUAAAACAAGAGGUCAACUUGUACAACGACUCCACGAGCUGGCGGUGAAUCAAGGGCAAGAUUUGAAGAAGAUCCAAUUCAUAGAUCGCUCAUGGCUCGGCCUCAAGACGAGGAGCCGUGACGCAACCCUCUCCAGACACAAGGGGAUCAACAUCAGUGAACUUGCGCUACAUACAAGGAUCGCUGUUACACCGUCUGGUGAGACAUGGCGCGGCAGAUGGCAGAAGAAUGACAUAGUUGCCAAGAUAAUAGCAGUUAGGGAGUGUACACCGAGAAUACAGAGAGAUUUUAACGAGGAAUUCCCCAAGUUGAGAAUAUUUUCACAUCCAAAUAUACUGCCUGUGGUGGGUUGUUGCGUGUCACCGCCAUCUUUGGUGGUGAUCUCUCAGUACAUGUCGUGGGGUUCUCUACACGCCCUGUUGCACGACGGCGGGGGGCGAGUGCUCGUGGACGCGGGGGCUGCGGUCAGACUGGCUCGGGACGUGGCCGCCGGCAUGGCGUACUUACACUCGCUCCAAAGAGACAGAGUACUACCACAGUACCAUCUAAACAGCAGACAUAUAAUGAUCGAUGAGGACUUGACAGCUCGCAUCAAUAUGGCGGACGCGAAGUUUUCGUUCCAAGAGCGCGCGCGUGUUUAUCAACCGGCUUGGAUGUCUCCGGAGGCGCUCACGAAGCCUAGCAGCAAGAGAAACUGGGAGGCAGCGGAUAUGUGGAGCUUCGCCGUGUUACUGUGGGAACUGGCCACCAGAGAGAUUCCAUUCGCCGAUCUCUCACCAAUGGAAUGCGGUAUGAAGAUAGCGCUGGAAGGGCUCAGAAUUACAAUACCCCCUGGCGUCUCACCUCACAUCUCCAAACUCAUCAAAAUCUGCAUGAACGAGGACCCUGGGAAACGACCCUCCUUCGAAAUGAUACUUCCCAUACUAGAAAAGAUGAAACGCUGAUAAAUCUUAUCAAAUGACGACGGUGAAGUACUUUUAGCUAACAUAUGAAUAUUAAAAUCCAAAUGUAUCCAUCACUUUUUGUAACAAUGAAGUAAUAACAAAGAAUUCUUAUCUCAGUGAUGCUGUCCUGAAUUUUCUCUUUGUUGUAGAACAUAAAUAUAUAUGACAAUAAAAUAUUAAAACUAUCUUCAAUGUUAAAAAAUGUUGACAGUGCCAUUACCCCUUCAAACCCUGCCACCAAAUAUUUUAGUUUUUAAAUGUUGUAAAAAAAGGAAAUGAGCAUAAGUUUGAAGGGAAUAAAGUGAUAGUUGUACGGAAACAAUCACAAAACACAAGCUUAGUUACUGCCACUCCAUGUUGUUAGAAAUAGGUUGUAUUUUUGAAGAUUUUCAUUUAUUUAGACUUGUAUUAAUUUAAUUCAUAAGUUUAUUUUGAAAAACUAAUUUAUUAAAUUUUAUAUUAAUUAAAGAAUAUAUAUAUUUCUCCCUAAAAUAUAAAUAAUGUUUCUCUAUAUUAAAUAAAUGUUACAUUGUACUAUGAAUCUCCAAUCACCUAUCGGGUUGUUUGUGUUGCAAUAUAUUUUCCACCAGACUUAUGUAUAUGAUAAUUCAAAUAAAUAUUAUUUAGGGACAAAAUUAAUCUAAAAAUCAAUCCAUUGUAUGUAUGUUUAUUGUAUAAGGAAAGCUUGUAAAGUGUAACAUUAGUGUACUUGUAGCUAAUAACAACAUGAAAGCUUUGUCCUCAUCUGUUGUGCCUUACAUUAUUUAAAUAGGUGCCUAAGUGUCUUUACAAAUGAAUUUUAUAUACUAAAAGUUGUAUUAAAAUGUUAUAUUUUUAUGGUAAUGAUGUAACAAAAAAAUAUUAAUGUAAUGAAGUAACAAUAUAAA